UAGCUGGUAAUGUUGAAGUGGCUGAAGUUUUGCUGAAAAGGAAUGAAAGUCUGUUGAAUAUUACCGAUUAUCAAGGUAAUUUACCAAUACACAUGGCUGCUUCAUUUGGAAAGCAUGAUAUGGUGAGGUAUCUGUACAGUAAUUAUCAGAAUCUGACCAGUCAUUCAUGGACACAUGAGAAACAGGGUUGGCUUCUUCUGAAAUGUGUCGAGGCUAAUCUAUUUGAUGUCGCAUUACAAAUUUGUACUGAUCAUCCUGAACUGGCUACAAAUGGGAGUGUACUCAGCCUACUGGCUCGAAAACGUGGUGCAUUCUAUGUUAUAAGACCUAAUAUAAUAUGUAGAUUCAUGCGCUCAAUCUUUCAUCAUAUGGUAGAUAUUCCUGACAAAGAAAAUCAUGCCUUGCGUUUACUACGAUUCAUUUUGACAGAGAUUGGGAAAUUGCCAAUGGCUAAAUUUGAUGACAUAAUAAUGGGGCCACCCGAUGAGACAGACGAAGGGAAAAAACAAACAGGUUGUGAAAAAGAAAUGAAAGAAACAUUACUGCAAAGUACCCUUUCAGGAGAUGUUGCAAAAAUGUCUGAUAAUAUUUCUAAUCAAGUCAAAAUAAAUGGGGCUGAUAACACGACCACUUCAAAAGAUGCAAAUAAAAGGUACUCUUCCCCAGUAUUAUUUGUUGCUGCUGAAAUAGGUAACACUGAAUUUGUAGUAGAGGUCAUCAAGCAAUAUCCACAUCUAGUUACAGAGGUGAAUGAAAAUAACCAAAGUAUAUUCCAUGUUGCUGUCUUAAAUGGUCAUGAAGGCAUAUACAAACUCUUAUAUGAGAUGGGCUCAAUCAACGAGUUGAUAGUUGCUCGUGAGGACAAAAAUGGGAACAAUAUGUUGCAUUUAGUUGGGAGGAGUUCUGCUUCUAAGAGACUACAGAACAUCCAAGGGGUGGGUUUGCGAUUGAAUCCAGAACUAUUAUGGUUCAAGGAAAUAGAGACCUUAAUACCUCCUUGUCUUCGAGAAAAGAAGAACGUGGUAGGUCUAACACCCUAUGAAGCAUUUAUGAACAGCAACAAAGAUUUAUUUUCCAAAGGCGAAAAGUGGAUGAAAGAAAUAGCUGCUCAACUAAUGGUGGUUGCAGCACUCAUAGCCACUAUCUCAUUUGCAGCAUUGUUUACUUUUCCAGGUGGCUAUGAUCAGUUAACUGGUCUUCCUAUCUUCCUCCCAAAAUUUCAUUUUAAAGUUUUCAUUAUAUGUGACAGUUUCUCAUUUAUAUGCUCUACAAAUUCAAUCCUUAUGGUCUUAUCAAUCCUGGGAUCUAAGUAUGACGAAUAUGACUUCUUAGUAUCACUAUCCAAAAGGCUGAUAAUAUGUCUAGCAUCAGUUUUCAUCUCUAUAGUAACCCUUAGCAUUGCUUUUCUUAUCAACACUUUCUUAUUAUAUACAACUUAUUAUCAUUGGAUGCCGGUUCUUAUCAGCGUUUUAACUUGCAUUGGGUAUGCAAUUUUUGUCUUCUCAAAUUAUCAUCUCCUAGGUCGCUAUAUGCGUGGCUUUAGAAUGCUUUACGAAACAGGUGCUUCUGCUAGGAAGUUUCAUUCGGAUUGAUGUACUUCUGUAA
Molecule: messenger RNA, 1605 nt
Organism: Erigeron canadensis
Lineage: Eukaryota; Viridiplantae; Streptophyta; Magnoliopsida; Asterales; Asteraceae
Product: ankyrin repeat-containing protein ITN1-like
Exons: 4
Coding region: 93-1592 (499 amino acids)
Source: RefSeq, a predicted model, not a curated record